This is a messenger RNA of Charadrius vociferus (killdeer), 3754 nucleotides long. It is a transcript of the gene SMG7, whose product is annotated as SMG7 nonsense mediated mRNA decay factor. The coding region runs from base 1 to 3522 and encodes 1173 amino acids. Gene Ontology annotation, cellular component: telomerase holoenzyme complex. NCBI's taxonomy places the organism in Eukaryota, Metazoa, Chordata, Aves, Charadriiformes, Charadriidae. Gene Ontology annotation, biological process: nuclear-transcribed mRNA catabolic process, nonsense-mediated decay. The record is from RefSeq and is a predicted model, not a curated record. The transcript has 22 exons. Gene Ontology annotation, molecular function: protein binding; telomerase RNA binding; telomeric repeat DNA binding.
AUGACAGAUUCGAAGCUGGGUCCAGCAGAAGUCUGGACGUCCAGACAGGCUCUACAGGACUUAUAUCAGAAAAUGCUAGUGACCGAUUUGGAAUACGCUUUAGAUAAAAAAGUGGAGCAGGACCUUUGGAAUCAUGCCUUUAAAAAUCAGAUCACGACGCUACAGGGUCAGGCGAAAAAUAGAGCAAAUCCAAAUCGGAGCGAAGUUCAGGCGAACCUUUCUCUGUUCUUAGAGGCAGCUAGUGGCUUCUACACACAGUUAUUACAGGAAUUGUGCACAGUUUUUAAUGUAGACUUGCCGUGUCGUGUAAAGUCUUCCCAGCUGGGAAUCAUUAGCAAUAAACAGACGCACACCAGCGCCAUAGUGAAGCCGCAAUCUAGCUCCUGCUCUUACAUCUGCCAGCACUGCCUUGUCCACCUUGGAGAUAUUGCUCGCUAUAGGAAUCAGACCAGCCAGGCAGAGUCUUACUACAGACAUGCAGCUCAGCUUGUCCCUUCUAAUGGUCAGCCUUAUAAUCAGUUGGCUAUUCUAGCUUCCUCCAAAGGAGACCACUUGACCACAAUUUUCUACUACUGCAGAAGCAUUGCUGUGAAGUUUCCUUUCCCAGCUGCCUCCACUAACUUACAAAAAGCACUUUCUAAAGCACUGGAAAGUCGUGAUGAGGUGAAGACUCGAUGGAGCGUGUCUGACUUCAUCAAGGCAUUUAUUAAAUUCCAUGGCCAUGUGUACCUGAGUAAGAGCUUGGAGAAGCUGAGCCCUCUUCGAGAAAAGCUGGAAGAACAGUUCAAGAGGUUGUUAUUCCAAAAGGCCUUCAAUUCUCAACAGUUAGUACAUAUUACUGUUAUCAAUCUGUUUCAACUACAUCACCUGCGAGACUUCAGCAAUGAAACAGAGCAGCACAGCUACAGCCAGGAUGAGCAGCUCUGCUGGACACAGUUACUGGCUCUCUUCAUGUCCUUUCUUGGAGUUCUGUGCAAGUGUCCUUUACAAAAUGACUACCAGGAGGACUCUGGGGCUGCAUAUCCUCUCCCAGCUGUGAAGGUUUCAAUGGACUGGCUGAAACUUAGGCCCAGUGUUUUCCAGGAGGCAGUGGUUGAUGAAAGACGGUACAUAUGGCCCUGGCUGAUUUCUCUUCUAAACAGCUUCCAGCCUCAUGAAGAAGAUCUAUCCAAUAAUAAUGCAACCCCCCUUCCAGAAGAAUUUGAGUUGCAGGGAUUCUUGGCUCUGAGGCCCUCGUUCAGGAACUUGGAUUUUUCCAAAGGCCACCAGGCAAUUACAGGAGAUAAGGAAGGGCAACAACGUCGGAUACGGCAACAGCGUCUGAUUUUCACAGGCAAAUGGAUUGCUGACAACCAGCCGAGGUUGAUUCAGUGUGAAAAUGAGGUAGGAAAGCUGUUGUUUUUGACGGAAAUCCCAGAAUUAUUACUAGAGGACCCUAGUGAAGCCAAAGAGAGUCUCGCCUUGCAGGAAACGUGCGUUGCAGAGCCACUAUCUACAGAUGGGAGCCCUGGACUCAAGUCAGUUCUGUCCUCUGGCAGAAGCCUGAACAACUGUGAUGCCGGAGAAAAACCGAUGGUCACAUUCAAAGAGAACAUCAAGCCACGGGAAAUUAACAGAGAGCAAGGGCGAAUUUAUCCCCCUAAAGAUGUAGGUAGGGAAACACGGGACUAUAGCAAAGGAAUAGUAGCCAAUAAGAAUGAUGGAAAGAAGGAUAACAAUAAAAGAAAGAAUGAGACGAAGAAGUGCGGCUUGGAUAAGAUGCAGGAAGCAGGAAAGCAGAACGUGGCAGUUCAGGUGAAAUCCCAGACGGAGAUGAGGAAGACUCCAGUAUCUGAAGCCAGGAAAACACCUGUAACUCAGACUCCAAGUCAGGCCAGCAGUUCUCAGUUCAUCCCCAUUCAUCACCCAGGAGCCUUCCCUCCCCUUCCUAGCCGGCCAGGGUUUCCACCUCCAACCUAUGUUGUCCCCCCUCCUGUGGCUUUCUCCAUGAGCACGGGGUACACCUUCCCAGGUAGUGUUUCUGUCCCAGGAACCUUCCUCCAGCCCACAGCUCACUCGCCUGCAGGAAACCAGGUGCAAGGUGGGAAACAGUCCCACAUUCCUUACAGCCAGCAACGGCCCUCUGGACCAGGGCCAAUGACCCAGGGACCUCAGCAAACGCCACCUCCUUCCCAGCAACCCCUCUCAUCUUUACCAGCUCAGGCAACAGCACAGUCCGCUGGCCAGUUACAGGUCCAAGCUCUGGCCCAGCAGCAGCAGCAACAGUCCCCUACAAAAGCUGUCCAGGGCCUGGGGAAGAGCCCGCCACACCACUCCGGAUUCCAGCAGUAUCCACAGACAGACUCAUCAAAGCAGCUCUGGAACCCGCCUCAAGUCCAGGGCUCACUGGGGAAGAUCAUGCCCGUAAAGCAGUCCUAUUACCUGCAGGCCCAGGACCCUCUAAAAUUAUUUGAACAGUCAUUACAGCCUCCUGUGAUGCAACAGCAACCUUUGGAGAAAAAAAUGAAGCCUUUCCCAAUGGAGCCAUAUAACCAAAACCCCUCAGAAGUCAAGGUGCCAGAAUAUUACUGGGACUCUUCCUAUGGCAUGGCUGACAAUAGGGUGAUGGCACAGCAGUCUAACAUGGACCGCAGGGGAAAACGGCAAGGAGUCUUCCGCCCAGAGCAGGAUGCUGUCUCCAGGAUGACCUUUGAGGACCCCAAGAGCUCCCCUCUGCUUCCUCCGGACCUGUUAAAGAGUCUAGCUGCCUUGGAGGAGGAGGAAGAGCUGAUUUUCUCUAAUCCUCCUGAUCUUUACCCAGCUCUGCUGGGGCCUCUCGCCUCUCUUCCUGGACGAAGCCUCUUUAAGUCCCUGCUGGAAAAACCAUCAGAACUGAUGUCUCAGUCAUCAUCUUUCCUGUCCCUCAGUGGCUUUUCUCUAAAUCAGGAAAGAUAUCGUUUUGACAGCAUGUUCAAUGAGGUAUAUGGGAAAAACAUGAAUACCAGCACAAAAACAGAAGUCACCCCGUCAGUCGCCCAUCAGGAGACUUCAUUAUAUUCUCUCUUUGAAGGGACUCCGUGGUCUCCAUCCCUUCCAGCCAGCUCAGAUCAUUCGACACCAGCCAGCCAGUCUCCUCACUCCUCCAACCCCAGCAGCUUGCCAAGCUCCCCUCCAACUCAUAACCACAACUCUGUUCCCUUCUCCAACUUUGGACCCAUUGGGACUCCAGACAACAGAGACAGGAGAGUCGCAGACCGCUGGAAAACAGAUAAGCCAGCAAUGGGAGGGUUUGGUCUGGACUAUCUCCCAGCAACAUCGUCAUCUUCAGAGAGCAGCUGGCACCAGUCCAGUGCUCCCAGUGGCACCUGGGCAGCCCAAGGCCCUCCCGCUAUGGAGGACUCCUCAGCUGUGCUUAUGGAGAGCCUGAAGUCCAUCUGGUCCAGUUCCAUGAUGCACCCUGGACCCUCAGCCCUGGAGCAGCUGUUAAUGCAGCAGAAGCAGAAGCAGCAACGCGGACAAGGCUCCAUGAACCCGCCGCAUUGAGACAGAGGUGGCAACCCUUGCAAAUGAAGGCUCCAUAAACCAUGGCAUGUUGGGUUUGCAGGACUGGCCCACACAGUCCUGUGCAGGUGGCAGCCCUCUCUUCUGUUCCUUGCUGUCAGGAGGGCGUAAGUGCUCCACCAACCCACUGAGUGUGCACAAAACGACUGCAGUGCAAGAAAACAACAUCAGGAACUCUCCCAUCCCUGGGCCCUCUGGAGGGAGAGAGGAACUG